Molecule: messenger RNA, 5334 nt
Organism: Westerdykella ornata
Lineage: Eukaryota; Fungi; Ascomycota; Dothideomycetes; Pleosporales; Sporormiaceae
Exons: 11
Coding region: 1-5334 (1777 amino acids)
Biological process (GO): metal ion transport; transmembrane transport
Cellular component (GO): membrane
Molecular function (GO): metal ion transmembrane transporter activity
Source: RefSeq, a predicted model, not a curated record
AUGUGCCUCUGGAUCGAUCAAUCAAUCAAUCAAUCAUCCUCAACUCGUCCCGGUCCUUCAUGCUCUACGUAUACGCUUCCGUCAGUGUACGGUUUCGAGAAGCCUGCAACUUCCUCACGGUGGCCUCGACUCUUCCCUCCUCUGUUCACCGAAGUCCAAGCCCGACCGCACCACGGGGUCCCUCUUGCUGCCAUGAGGACUCGUUGCGGCUUCCCAAGGGCCCUUGAUGCUUUCCGGCCUGGGACAUGGAGCCAUCCGCCUCUUCAUCCACACUCGGGCAUCGAUACCGGUUGCAGAGACUACACUCCAACAUCCUCACUUCGAUCAGCUUCGUCCCGUCGUUUUGUUAUCCUUCAGUCCCUACACCCUUUGCUUCCAUCCUAUCCAACAAUGUACAACACUUCGUGUAACCUCGUGUCGCCCGCCUUCCCUUCCGACUUCGUCGGUGGCUUCAACCCCCGGUUCGUCUUCGCACAAGGUCAUGGUCCGUCAUUCGGCCUCCCGGCAGUGCACUUCUUGGACCCUGUCAGCCAUGCCAACUGCUCAUACGGGCCCAAUGACUUCGUCCCUGUCAUCCAUCAAGCAUCCCCGACCUCGACGGACGUCACUUGCGCCUUUUCGAUUAAGCCCACCGGGACCGACCUGGUCUGCCCGACUAUUACCGCCCUACCUGUGGGUCAGCAUACCAUCACCUACAUUGAGGUUGCAUCUACGGUCGUUGCUCCGGCGCCCUUCUCUUUCGAAGUCGCUGAUGUCACGAAAUCUUCCGUCGCCCAGGAGUGGAAGUCCCUCACGGCUGCGCCCUUGCAUCCCAGAGUUCGCGGCAAAGGGCAGGUUACCAUUGUGACUACCCCUCCAAUCACCAUCAUUAUCACUCCCGCUUCGAUUACGACGACGUCCACUACCACGUCUACUUCUGUCUCCACGAACACGACAAGUACCACCGCGACCACUACCAUUCCCGUCUUCAGCUCAACGACCACUACUACGACGAGUACGACAAGCACCGUGCUCUCGUCCGCAACGACUACGACGAAGAAGAUUAUCAAGAAAGGAAGCCAGCUGACAGGUGCGACCCAGGGCGGCGGACUUCGCGGAAAGUUCCACCCAGUCGGACACGAGAAGAGGCAAGCGUUUGGGCAUGGAAAGUGUACACGAUCCACGGCCACCGGCACUGGAAAGAAGACACAAUCCACGACCAAGUCUACCUCCCCGACCAAGUCUACCUCCACGACCAAGUCUACCUCCACGACCAAGUCUACCUCCACGACCAAGUCCACCUCCACGACCAAGUCCACGUCCACGUCCAAGUUCGGAUUCCACUCGGCAGCGAUUGAGGAGAGGGAGGCCACUGGGACUGGAAAGAGUACGCAAUCCACGAGCAAGUCCACGUCCACGAGCAAGUCCACGUCCACGAGCAAGUCCACGCCCACGAGCAAGUCCACGACCAAGUCCACGUCCACGAGCAAGUCCACGACCAAGUCCACGUCCACGACCAAGUCCACGACCAAGCCUGUUGAGACCGUCACUCAGGUCGAAACGGUCUAUGGCACGGCGACGGCUCUGCCAAAGUUCGGAUUCCACCCCGCCGCCCUUGGAAAGGGGGAAGCCACUGAGGAUGGGAAGAGUACGCAGUCAACGACCAAGCUGGUUGAGACCGUCACUGAAGUCGAAACAGCCUAUGCCAAGAUGACGGCUCCGCACAAGUUCGGAUUCCACCCGGCCGCGAUGGAGAAGAGGGGAGCCACUGAGACUGGAAAGAACACACAGUCACCUGCCAGCAGCCACAGUGAAACGGUCACAGAGGUUGAAACGACCUAUGCCACGGCCACGGCUCCGCACGAGUUCGGAUUCCACCCCGACGCGCUCGAGAAAGGGGAAGUCACUGGGAUUGGAAAGUCCGGAAUAUACCCUGGCUCAACCACCAUCACGCAGACUGAAGCGGUCCCAACCACCAUCAAGCAGACUGAAUCGGUCCCAACCACCAUCAAGCAGACUAAAGCUGUCUCCAUCACCAUCAAGCAGACUGAAACAGUCACUCAACUCGAAAUGGCCCAUUCUACGGCGACAGCUCUGCAGAAGUUCCCCCCGAAGUUCCACACGACCGCGCCGAAGCCUCAGAAGAGGGGAGCCACUGGGACUGGAAAGAGUGCGCAACCAAGUCACGGAGCUUCGUCUGUCACAACCACCAAGUUCGCUGAAACGGUCACUCAAGUCGAAACUAUAUAUGCCACGGCGAAGCCUCUGCGGAAGUUCAGGUUCCACAGGAAGAGGGGAAACAACGCUGGCAACUGGGGACCCGGUCAACUUGGACAUGGCUUGCACAAGACGCUGGAUGGUUUGAAGAAGAAGAUUACGACGCAAACCAAGGCGAGAAAAACAACCGUGACUACAACAGAAACGACGGCGACUCCCUCUCCAACCACUGAGACCACGACUACAACGACCACCUCGCCUACGGGGACUACAACGGUAUCGACGACGUCUACAACCACCGAGACAACCACCACUACAACGCCGGGUACCACAACAACGACCACUACUAGACCAACGAGCACAACGACGACGACUACUACGGACUACUUCUACGACGACUUCGCCGACAACCACAACGACCACAACUUCUACGCCGACAACGACGACUACUACCAGUACAACAACGACGACGACGACCACGACGACAAGACCAGGGGGUGGUCCGCCUCUUGCUGGUCCUGCUACGGUCACCGCUAUCUAAGUCGCUGGACGCCAGACGGGCAUGUCACCCGGCCCUUCUGGAACGCUCAGUGCGGUUGGGGCGGGGAGGGAACGGGGUGGCUGGAAUUAUCACUAUGGCAGAGCAUCGUGUUGGGUUUGAGAUCAAUGAGGGAGAGGAGGUUGACGGCUUCAUGGGAGUCACCCAAGAAGGCUGGGAAAAGAGAGGACAGGCAGGGCAUCGUGGAUGAGGACGAAGAGGAUGGUGUUGGAGGGAAGAGAGGAGCAUUGAAGUGUUGUGGAAUCCAAUGCAGCCGCACCAUCUCAAGCUCUUUGUCCACAAUCGCGUCUUCACCGGUCCCAAGCUCCGUUCCGCAUUGGCGCGAGGCGCUGAUUCGGAGAUUGCCAGACAAGCUUCAAGAUGACAAGUACACACGGCUUCGUUCGUCAGCAACGUGCUGGGCAAUUAUCUCUCCCCGCCCCCCUCUCCCCAAUGCCAGGGUACCUAUUUACUCAAUGAGCGUUGAAGAGCUGAGGCAGCAGUUGGAGGCCCUUCAGCGGUCACACGAAGCCCUGUUGAGGAGCAUCACACGAGCGAACGGUUCCUUUGAUCAAGCGCAGCUUCGGCGAUCAUUGACCCGCGAGGAGCGCCAUGGCACACAUGCGACCUUUGUGGAUUCUUCCAAUUUUUCCGACGACAGCGACGACGAGGACGAUUCAUACUUUGUCCAGGGGGAGCUGCCAUCCCAAUCCUUUGACCACGAGCACCUGCGAGAGCAUCUGAAGAAGCAUGACUGGAAAGAGCAUGGAAGGGAGAUCCUCUCCAGCCUUUUCAAGGAACGAGGCAGGCUGAAGGAGCCGAAUCUGUUCCCCACGCAACCGGGUCCCGCCGAGGACAGGAGUCAUUAUUCUCACUUUCAAGUCUACGAUGUUGGGCCCCGCGGAAACGUGGAGCUCAUCGAAUCCGGUGGGAAGGAGAAGUGCAUGUCGCGUGCUCACCAGAUUUGGCAUUCCCUCAAAGACAUUGGCGUGGGCAGUUCCAAGAUCGAGAAGCCGGUAGGGCGAAUCACGAUAGCACGGGAGCCUUCGCCCAUCUUGUUCGGAGCCUUGCAUCUUACCAUGAACAACACAUUCGACAUGGACGAGUUGUUUAAGCACCUGGUUAACACUGACGCGUCGUCAGCACACAUGCAUAGAGCAUUCGACCCGGAGCGCAGACGCCAGAGGACCUUCUUCUUCAAUUUCGAAUAUUAUACCAUCAUGGGUGAGGACUGUGAGCCAAUGCAGUGGCAAUACGCGAACCGAGAGAAGUCUCUGAAACCUGGCCAUAUCCCAUUCACCAGAUGCAGCUCCGUGGUGGCAUUGGCCCUCUAUGACAACAAACCAAGGCGCAUCGUAACCAGGGGAUCGCGCGGCCAGAAGAGGGAGGGGUUUGUCUCUGAUAUCUGGACCCCAUGGCAGGUGCUCGUGAUUGAGUGCUUUCCAGACUGGAGAGCGACGGCCGAUACCUUUGAAACCGGACAUCGUUUCCUUAACGGCCCGGAAGCCUUCUUGCAUGCAUUAUUGGCACAGUAUAGAGAUGCCAGAAAGAGAUAUGACGAGAUUUAUAGGAGGGUGGCUAGGCUGGUCACGCCUCCGCUCAACUUUCUUUUCGACGGCUCCUUGCGGGAUCAGCGACUCUUUGAAGACCGAGACUUCACGUGGACUCGUCGCUAUUUCUGGGCUCAUCAGACGCUCGGAAAUGUCAAUGACAGCAUCAAGAGCAUGGUUGAUGCCUUCGAAGACACCUUCACCGAUGACGUCUGGGAGGGGAAAAGCCGUCUUCUGUGGCCUUUGUUCGAAGAAUCGCCUCGGAACGACUACUGGAAGCACCGCCUUAGGAUGUUGCGGACCCGGUUCGAAAGGGAGAUGAAGGAACUUCGCAUCCUCAUUCGUGAGAACAACGAACGGAGAGCGGAGAUCCGGACUCUGCAAGACCAUCUGUUCAGUGGGACAUCGAUUCAGGAGUCGAGAAAAUCCGUGGAGCUGACCGAUAUAACCGUCCAACAAGGCCGAAACAUUAAACUCCUCACCCUCGUCAACAUGAUCUUCGUACCCCUCACCUUCGUCACGUCCGUCUUCGGCAUGACAAACAUGGACACGACCCCUUCCUUCUGGCAGUUCGGCGUCACCCUCGUCACCGUCUGCGUCCCGUUUUUCUUUCUGAUCGGUUUCCUCAACACCGACUCCGGAUAUCGCAUCUGGAUGGAGAAAACAAAGGCCUUGUGGCAUUGGCUGCGGCCAAGGGCGAAGAAGUUGGAAGCCGAAGCGCAAGCAGACGGGGAUGGGGAGAGGGACUAUGAGCUUCGCCUGCAUCGGACGAUGAGUAGGAGCUUCACGACGGAGGAGGGGAUGAGGCGGAGGUUUGGUGAUGCUGGGAGGAGGAUGAGGAGGGAGAGCAGCGUAGGGGCCGAAGAGGGGCUGUCGCAUAUCAGGAGGAUCAUCGAGGAGGUCGGGGAGGGGAAGCAGGGCGUUUCGAGGACUAAGGGGAGGGAUUGUGGGAUGUGUGACAAGGGAAAGGGUGUCGAUGAGGUGGAGGGGAAGGGAGUGGUACAUGCGUCUCAAGAUGCUGUUAUCAAUAUUGAUGGAGAUGCCGGAUGA